GAUGUUCCUUAAUGACAUUGCAAUAAUGCAGCCAUCGCAGGAAGGUUGGGAUGUUCCAUUCUUUGGCUGCUGCUGAGCAUAUUGGGCUCUCCCGAGUCUCGCUCGUGGUUUCAUCAGACAAGUCUGUAGUUUGGAGCUGAUCGAAUUCGUCUGAUCCUGGCUGGCUGUCUUAUCGGCUGAGCAACGCCGAGUCGGCAUCGGUUCGGAGCAGAGAGACAAGAGCGUUGAUGCGCUUGUCCAUUGGGAUUCUCAAGUCUCUUCAACCGCGAUCAUCGAAGAUGAAAGUUGUGACAAAGACAAGCAUGUCUAUUCAGAGAACCAUGGCAGGCUUGGUAACUGGAGAAGCGGUGACUCUAAUUUGAAAACAAAGAGCAACGGGAGUUCUCGACAGAGAGGAGGGGCAUGUUCAUGGAUCGAAGGCAGGAUUGACAAUCGCGGGAGCUAUCCUAACUUGAAGAUGCCUUCCAAGAUGAAGAAAGCGCAAAAGCCAAUAGCCAGUGAUGCAAGUCUUGACAGAAAGGAGAAGCAUGUCUCUUCAGAGAUCAAAGGCAAGCUUGGUAGUGGUAUGAUCAAUGGUAAGGGUCAUUCUAAAUUGAAAACGCCUUGCUUAACAAAGACAACACAGGAGUCUGGAAAGAAAAAGGAAAAUCUUGACAAAAAGGACAAGCAUGUCUCUUCAGAGAACAAAGGCGGGCUUGGUAACAGUAGGAGUGGUGGCGACGGUGGCUGUAAUGCGAAAACACUUCCCAAGAUAAACAAAAAAUGCAAGUCCGGAAAGAGCACCGGAAGUCUUGACAGAAAGGAGGAGCAUGUCUCUUUGAAGAAUGAAGGUGAACCUCAUUUGAAGGCGCUUUCCAAGAAGAAGAAACGACCCAAGUCUAAAAAGAAAAAUCAAAGUCCUGACGGCAAGGAGGAGCAUGGUUCUUUACAGAAUGAUGACAGGAUUUGUAAUAAUAAGAGCUACAAUGAGGGUGAUCCUAAUUUGAAGUUGCCUUCCAAGACCAAGAAAGCACAUAAUUUGAAGUUGCCUUCCAUGACCAAGAAAGCACAUAAUUUGAAGUUGCCUUCCAAGACCAAGAAAGCACACAAGUUUGUUGUGCCUCACCUAUCUCAAAAAUUAGCUCAAAAGAUGAGUUUUUCCCAUACUUAUAAAGUGACUGAUAUCCCUUUCCACAACCAGUGUGAAAAAACUCCAACAAUCUUCUCGUGGGUCGGAGGAGCAGCAACAACCCAAGAAACUAUUCCCUUCCACAACCAACAUGUGAUGACCCCCCCAACAAUCUCGCCCUGGGUCGGAGCAGCAACGACCCGUACCACUUAUAAACCAACCACCAACAAAAAAAAACAGGAGUCUGGAAAGAAAACAGAAAAUCUUGACAAAAAGGACAAGCAUGUCUCCUCAGAGAACAACUGCAGGCUUGUUAACAGUUGGAGUGGUGGUGAGGGUGAUUGUAAUUUGAAAACAAUUUCCAACAGGAAGAAAAGACGCGAGUCUGGAAAGAGCAAUGGAAGUCUUGACAGAAAGGAGGAACAUGUCUCUUCCAAGAAUGAAGGCAGGCUAAGUGAUAGUAUGGACCAGGAUCAUGCGUGGGGGGACCCGAAGAAAUCUGUUGGUGGUGGCACUCCUGGGCGUCGGAUUGGUAAACUCUUUGUGUCAAAUACAGAAAUUGCUAAAGGAAGUAGUGGCACCAUUGUCCUUGAGGGCUUCUAUGAAGGUCGAUCUGUUGCGGUGAAGCGCCUUGUCCGGGCUCAGCAUCAUAUUGCUUCACAAGAAAUACAGUCUCUGAGAGCAUCUGACGGAGACCCGAAUAUUGUUCGGCUGUAUGGAGCAGAGCGUGAUCAGGAUUUCGUGUAUCUUGCUCUGGAGCGUUGUGCUUGCAGCUUAGAUGACUUAAUACGGGCACGUUCAAAUUCUUCUGGGAAAUCUGUCUUCCCUCAUGAUCCAGCAUCAAAUGCUAAUGUUGAAUACAAAAUGCAUUUGGGUUCAGUUGAGGGGACGAUGCAGGAUGUUAACUUGUGGAGGGAAGAUGGCCAUCCCUCACCUUUGCUACUCAAACUGAUGAGGGAAGUGGUCUCAGGGCUCGUCCAUUUGCAUCGCUUAGGAAUAAUUCAUCGAGGCUUAAAGCCUCAGAAUAUUUUGAUUACCAAGGAGUUAUGUGCCAAGUUAUCUGAUAUGGCCAUUAGUAGACUUCUCCCUGGGGAUACAUCUUCUUCAGAAUAUCAUGUCUCUGAUUGUGGCAAAUCGGGAGUGAAAGCGUCUGAGCAACUUUGUCCUGCGCAGCAACCAAGCUCAGUCGAUGCGUUUGGUCUUGGUUGUAUCUUGUUUUUUUGCGUCACUGGCGGAAGACAUCCAUUUGGAGACAGUCUGAAGGGCGAUAGUAAUACUGGGGAGAACACAAUGUACUUGUCCCCAGUCGAAUUUAUGCCAGAAGCCGCAGAUUUGUUCGCUCGUUUACUAAACCGAGAUCCUAACCUGAGGCCAAAGGCAUUGGAGGUACUUCACCAUCCACUGUUUUGGAAUUCAAAGACGCGACUAUCCUUUCUCCGAGAUGUCAGUGACUGGGUGAAAUCGAAAGGUUGGGGAACUAAUUCUGAUGCUCCAGGAAAAUUGGAGAGCAUUGCUGAGCGUGUUUUCGACGAGGAAUGGAAGGAAAAGAUAGAUUGUGAAUUCAUGAAGCACAUGCGUAAGUUCAGGGCCUACGUGUUUAAAAGAGUCGAAGACUUAUUGCGAAUUGUGCGAAACACUUUCAGCCAUUACAGAGAACUUCCACCAGAAAUUCAGGAGAUCGUCGGAUCAUCUCCCGAGGAUUUGGACUGCUAUUUCACGAGACGAUUCCCCAGACUCUUGAUCGAAACCUACAGAUUCGUCUCCAUGAGCUGCAAAGACGAGGAGCCUUCUCCCUUUCCGGAGUACUUCAACGGGUGAUCACAAUGGUUUAUCAGCAGCGCUCUUCGCAGCAAUGCGGGUCGAUGACCACAAUUUGCAGGAUGGAUGAUUUCGGCAUAGCAUAUGAAGAUGCCAUUACACACUUGGAAGCAUGUACAUGUAGUAAACCUGUAUGGACAUGUUUGUAUGAUGCAUAUAGGGUAUGUGAGAGAUGAUAAUUAGGACGUAUGAACAGCUACAAAAUACCAAGUCCAAUGCGCUAAUUGCUGUCUUGAGGCGGUAGAUUCAUGCCUAAA
This is a messenger RNA of Rhodamnia argentea, 3183 nucleotides long. RefSeq names its product serine/threonine-protein kinase/endoribonuclease IRE1a-like. Gene Ontology annotation, cellular component: IRE1-TRAF2-ASK1 complex. Bases 458 to 2926 code for a protein of 822 amino acids. Gene Ontology annotation, molecular function: protein serine/threonine kinase activity; ATP binding; RNA endonuclease activity. Gene Ontology annotation, biological process: intrinsic apoptotic signaling pathway in response to endoplasmic reticulum stress; protein phosphorylation; IRE1-mediated unfolded protein response. The transcript is spliced from 7 exons. NCBI's taxonomy places the organism in Eukaryota, Viridiplantae, Streptophyta, Magnoliopsida, Myrtales, Myrtaceae. The record is from RefSeq and is a predicted model, not a curated record.